Molecule: messenger RNA, 2201 nt
Organism: Spinacia oleracea (spinach)
Lineage: Eukaryota; Viridiplantae; Streptophyta; Magnoliopsida; Caryophyllales; Amaranthaceae
Exons: 10
Coding region: 106-1890 (594 amino acids)
Cellular component (GO): Golgi apparatus; endoplasmic reticulum
Source: RefSeq, a predicted model, not a curated record
CCUCUAUAAAUUCCUCCUCUUAAUUUCUCUCUCUUUCUUCCUAACUUUACUCACCUUCUGUCUUUUCUUUCUCUCUCUAAACUCUAACCAACAACAGCAACGCCAAUGGAAGAUUCAAACAUCCAUUACGGCUUCGAGGAAGCCACCGCCACGGCCGUGCCUACCGCCAACCACGGCUGGCAGAAGGUUACUUAUUCCAAGAAAAGAAAGAAUCAGCAGCAGGACAACAAGCAGAAGCCCGCCACCGCGGUCGCCGCCUCCGUCGGUUCUUCUGUUGAUAAGGAUGGAAACGUUUUCCGAGCAAUCGAGCAGCAGUCGGAGGAUCGCCACCGUCGAAUUGUGGAGGCGCAGAGGAAAUCUGCUGCUUUCGAUGAUGACGAUGAUGUUGCUCGGAAGCCUAGAUCGAAGAAGCGCGAUGAUUCCGAUGACAGUGAAUCCGAUAAGGAGAGAGAAAAUGGUAAUAUCGUUGAGAAGGGUGAUAACAAGGAGAAGAAAAAGAAGAAGAAGGCUGAUAAGAGACCUAAGGUGUCGGUUUCGGAGGCUGCGUCGAAGUUGGAUGCCGGUGAUUUGUCUGCAUUUCUCAUUGAUUUGUCGGGUUCUUAUGAAUCUCAUGAGGAUAUACAAUUGAUGCGAUUCGCGGAUUAUUUCGCACGGGCUUUUUCAGGGGUGAGUUCUGCCCAGUUUCCGUGGGUUAAGUUAUUCAGGGAAUCUCCAGUAGCGAAACUAUCCGAGAUCCCUAUCUCCCACAUCCCUGAUGCCGUUUAUAAGACAUCGAUUGACUGGAUCAGUCAACGUUCAGUGCCCGCCCUUAGUUCCUUUGUAAUUUUGCUACUGGAUAGUAUUCUUGCGGAUUUAAACCAUCAAGUCCCUAACGUGAAGAAUGCUAAAAAGGCAACUCAACAGGCACAAUCCAAAUCUCAGGUUGCUUUAUUUGUGGUUUUGGCAAUGGUCUUAAGGCGAAAAGCUGAUGUUCUUGUUAGUUUGCUGCUUACAUUAAGGGAGAACCCUAAGUAUCAAGGACAAGAGAAGCUUACCGUCAUCAUAUGGAUGAUAUCUCAGGCCUGUCAAGGAGAUUUGGCUGUUGGCUUAUAUGCUUGGGCUCAUAACCUCUUGCCAUUGCUCAACAGCAAAUCCACUAGCAAUCCACUUUGUAGGGAUCUGAUUUUGCAGUUGAUUGAAAGAAUUUUGGUAGCCCCAAAGGCUCGUUCUAUCCUGGUUAAUGGAGCUGUUAGGAAAGGAGAACGUCUAAUCCCUCCAGCUGAGUUAGAGAUUUUGAUGCGGGUUACAUUCCCUGUGUCAUCUGCCAGAGUAAAGGCAACUGAAAGAUUUGAGGCUGUCUACCCAGUCCUGAAAGAAGUUGCUCUUGCUGGCGCUCCUGGAAGCAAAGCAAUGAAACAAGUUACGCUGCAGAUAUUUGGGUUUGCAAUUUUAGCAGCUGGAGAAGGCAAGCCUGAGCUGGCUAAAGAAGCCACUGAUAUCACAGUUUGGUGCUUGGCUCAAAACAGUGACAUUUAUAAGCAAUGGGACAAAGUGUACCUGGAUAAUCUGGAGGCAAGUGUCUCCAUUCUGAAAAAGCUUUCUGUACAGAGAAGGGAACAGCAUGUCAAUCAGUCAUCUAUUGAGACUGUGAAGCAGACUGUGAAGAGUUUCCAGCAAAAGAAUGAAAAGGCAUUAGCUGGUGAGAGUUCAGGACAAGCAGCUCUCCUCAAGGAUGCUAACAAGCACUGUAAAGUGAUUUUGGGAAGAUUAUCACGUAGUCAUGGCUGUGUGAAAGCCUUGUUUUUGGUUGCUGUUGCAACGGCUGUCGGUGCUGCUGUGAUGUCUUCUAAUGUGGAGUCGUUUGAUUGGAAGAGGGUAUCUGUGAUGCUCAGCUCCUUUCAAUCUUUCUAAAAUAAGAACGCUUAGUGGCCGUGUGGUGCCACUUCUGCUGUUCACUUGGUUCAUAAUAUACAUGAGAGGAAGCAGCAUCAGCAAGUUUACCUCCCGCAAUAACCAUCUAAAUAGAUCGUCGGAUACAUGGAGUUAGGAUGAGAGGAUCGCCACAAGGCUCACGGCUGUACUUGAUAGUUUAAUUCGGUCCUUGACAUUUUUGACCGAUUUGAUUUUCUGUUAAUUCAUGUUAGUAUAAUACUUGACACACAUGCCUGUAUGCUGUAUUUGUGGACUAUGAUCUUUAAUUUAAUUUACAGGGUGUUUAUUUA